Messenger RNA from Stylonychia lemnae, 5238 nucleotides. NCBI's taxonomy places the organism in Eukaryota, Ciliophora, Spirotrichea, Sporadotrichida, Oxytrichidae. The record is from the annotation of a GenBank genome assembly.
AUGUAUAACAAAUUAAACACAGAGGACUAAGAUACCGCUAUAACUUAAAAUUCUUAAGCUCACAAAGGCUCUGGGGAAUUCAAAGGAAUCAAAGAGUAAUCCUAACUCCAGAAAAUCAAUGAAAUGAAAACUUCAAAGCAAUUCCUAGAAGAAUGCACUUACUACAUUGGAUUGACUGACCUCUAUCAGUUCCACUCAUCCUGCUACAACAACGAAACAAUGCCAUAUUGCCCAGUUUUAGUCAAGAUUGUUCACGAGGAGAUCAGGAAGACUUAUAACAACGCUUAGUAUCUUUUGCAAGUCUGGAAAAGAGGAGGCAAAAAAGUUUAUGAAAGAGCUCUGCAAGACUAAGUUAGAAUUUGGUCCAUCUCAUACAAGCAAUUUAUCUAUCAGCCAGCAGCUGGUGAUGUUGACAGUGAUUACAUUCAUAUUGUUGAUUUCUCAGACGAUUAAAAGGUCCAUCUUGUCAGAAAUACUUUCUCUGAUCAGACUUACAAAUUUCUGACAUAUUCAAACAGCGCUAUCUACAUUGCUAACAAUUUCACAAUCAAAUAUAUUGCUGUAGACCUUGAGAAGAGUGAUGGUCGUAUCGAGGUUGAUCCAGAGGAUAUCCUAGAAAUCAAGCUUGAGAAUGAACACGGCAACAACCAAACUCCCUGCAAGCUCCUCGCCAUGUUGAGUCACAGAUUUAUUGACAAAAAUGGCAAGUAAAUGCCUCACCCAUCAAUCAUUACAUGUAUUGAGAGUGUGCAAUCUAUUGUAGACUACAGUUUCCUAACAGUUAAGAAGAGCUAGUCUCUCAACUCCAACCAGAAGUACGAAUACGAGCUCAGUCAGUACAGAGAGAUCAUUCAACAAAAGAACUACACAAAGCCUGAUAGAAUUCUGAAGUUUGAGGCAGUUAUUGCAGCCAAAAACUAAUUCGUGGUAGCUGUUGCUCAAAAGGAAUCUGGCAAAUUCGAUAUCUAUUACAAUGCCUUCAGAGUAUCUCAAUGUGAAGAAGCUACUGUCAAUAAUGUCGAACUGACAUUUGAUACACUCUAUCUUGACAUGAAAUAAGAUCCAUUUAUGACAGAUAAGGAGAGAGCUCAAGGAAAAAGAGAGAGAGUAAGAGCCAUCCAUUAUCAUUGGGAAAACAAAAUGAAUUUCCAAAACUCAGAAUAUGAUGAGCACUUUACUAUGAAAAACAUUUUCUUCUAGAAAAUCAAGAACUAUUGCAAAUUAUUCAAUAGUUUCAAUUUAUUGGGAACUGUCCUUGGUAUAGCUCAUGGAAAAAUGAUUUCUAUCUUCAGUAUUCUCUCUUAAGUGUGGAUCAGUCACUUCAGAUACGAUAGUGAGAUCGUUGCACUUUUCAGAUCAGCUUUUGGGUCAACUCCUUAGAUUACUAUCCUUUUGGCAGACAAUAGCCUUAAGGUCAUUUAUUCUGACAGAAGAUUAGCCUAAGCUAGAACAGACGAUUAAGAGGUCUGGGUUGAGGAUAAGAAUAAACAUCUUGACUUACCAAAAGGAAAGAUCUCUCAUUAAGCCUUCGACUUUGAAGACAACAAAUGGGUGUUGUUCUUAAUUAAAGUUGAAAAGCAUGAGAAAAAGCUUAUAGCUUUGACAGACAACAAGUUAUACGAUGUGACUGACUAGAUUCAUAAGUUUGGAUCAAAGACUAAUAUUUUCUUCCUAUAUUCAGUUUGUGAAUUCACUGAAUUUGUUAUGUAAUACGGAAAGAAAGUAAAGGUCUACGAAAUCCUUAUGGAAGAGGAUAUUCCUAUGGAAGAACGUAAGAGAAGAGAGCAUGCUAAGCUAGAGAUUAAAGAAGAUUAAGAUUAAGAUGAUGACGACAAGCAUAAACAUAAGCAUCAUCACCAAGAAGAGGUCAAAGUCUAUGAAUUCAAGCCUGUAAUUCAUCUUAAGUAAAAGUUCAAAAUCCCUGAGAUUCAGCACUAAUGCGGUGCUGGAGUUAAGUUCAGACUUCACAAAGCACAUGAAGAUGAAGAAGAAGGUACUCAUGUACAUAAGGAGCAUCUUUACCUUAUCAUUGGAGACUACCACAAUUUCUACAAGAUUGAUCUCGAAACUGGUGAGUGCAAAGUUUUUGAAAAUUAAAACACUGUUGGUAUGUACUUCUCUGAUAACAACUACCUUUACACAUUAUCUCAUAGAAGUGAUGCUAAGAGAGCAGGUUUCAGACUCUACGACAUUGAAAAUGUCAUUGAGCAAAACAAGGAUUACUCUUACACUCUAUCAACUGAUGUACAAGUUGGUUGUCAGGGAUACAUUGACUUUAGUCCAGCAACCCAAAGAAUUGUUUUCUAGUCUAACUACGAGAAAAUAGAAGUUGUUCCAGUCCUUCACAGAAACACAAUUAACUUCAUUGGAAUGAGACCAAGAAAUUAUUUCCUUGCAACAAAGGUCAUUGAUGGCUACUUAUAUGCCUUGAGCAUUAAAGGAAAGCUUUACUCUUGGGAUAUGAUUACUGGUAAAAUGGUUGAUACAAACGCUCCAGUUUACAAGAACUUAGCUGAUUAUGAGGUUUAUCAGUGGGAUAAAGACAAGAAAAUUGAUCAAGUCUAUCAAAAAGAAUGGUAUCACAGAAUCCUUCUAAAGAAAAAGACUCCUGUUCCAAAUUUUGACGAGAAAGCAUAUUACUAGAACGCGAGAGAUCAUGCUAUCAAGGGUCAAACUUCCUACAUUGAUAUGCAAGGAAAGCAAUUCUUUGAGUUCAAGUUGAUUGAAAUUAUCUCUGGAAAAGAAGUUAAAGAGCAUUUUACUUUUGUUCAUCCAUUCUACAACAAUAUUCAACAAUUUAUUUACUUCAGCAAUGACCUCACUUACAUGUAUGAGAGACUUAAGUACGACAGAUAGUUCCUCUACAUCAGAAAAGACGACUAUAAUGGUCAAGUUGUUUGGAUGUUUAAACACAGGUUUAAUGAGGUCCCAAAUGAUCUCCUUCACAUUACUCAGUAUCCAUUCAUCUUCUCUCCAGGCUUUACCAAAUAUAUUGACAUUGAUAACUCACAUACUCAUUUCAUAAUUAGAGAUACUCUAAAUAAUGAGGAAAAAAUUUGCGACAUUCCUUUACAAUUAAUGAGCUCUCAAGGAGAAGAACUUGUAGAUGUCGCAAAGAGAUUCAAAUGGGUUGAUGAGGAAACUAUCCUAGUUAUUAAUAAUGAAGGUAUUGAGAGAUUAGUAGAUGUGAGCAAUAAUUUCUAAGAAAUUCAGUUCAAUGCUAUUCCUUUGUAUAGCGAUGAAUUAGCAAAGCAGAGUCACUAUAUCCUAGAUUCACCAUCAUUUGGGGAAUCAGACACAUUCGUGAGACUUCAAAGAAAAUAUCAAUAAUACAAAUCAGCUUACUAUCUCCAAAAUAAGAGAGAUGUUGAUGGUAAGAUCAGCUCUUAUCAUUUGUACCAAAGUCUCUUCUCUAUUGAUUACAGAAUUGAAAAUUGUUCACACAGAUAUGUUGCCGACAUGAGUUUCACUUUCCUACAUUGGAGUUUAAUUGAGUAACUCAAGUCAGGAAAACUCAGUAUUGAUCAAAUUGAUCUUGAAUAAGUUGAGCAUCUUUUCUACAAUAUCCUUCCAGGUGGAAAUACCAUCAUUCACUUAUUGCAUGAUAAAGGGGAACUCUUAGAAAAGAUUAUGAGACUAGCCCAUUACAAGGAUGACAAGCCAGAAUUAGUCAUUCAUGUUCCCUUCUUGCAGAAUAUGGAGGAGAAAUCACCCAUCCACUUGUGUGUAGAAAAUACUGAGUACAGAUAUAUCAAUAUGUUCUUGGAGUACUUGCAACUCUAUCCAAUUGAUCAUCAUUCAAGAGCUAUAUCUGAUGAGUAUCAUAUUAUGAUUGAGCAUUCACUGCCCAAUUUCAUUCCUUAUUUGGAGUCAAGAGUUCUACAAACUAAUUCAAUCAAGAAGAUUACAAAGGGUAUGUUGAAAGUAACAAAUAAGCAUCACGUUUGUGCUUCAUCGAUGUGGCAUUCUCAAUAAGAUAUCGAUCAACUCCUCUAACCAGCUCCUAUUGAACAAGAUAUCAAGCUAUCAUUCUUAGAUGUACCAGGCCUUCACGAUUUCAACACUGAAAAUGGAAUCGCUUUCUUUGAACAGCUAGCUGAGACUGAGGAUAUGAAACUAUUCGAAACUCACGGAAUCAAGAAAUUGAUUGAGUUCAAAUGGCCAUUGAUCUUCAAAUAUACUCUCAUCAAGCUAUUCAUUCCAUUCUUGAUAUAUCUCACACUAUAUAUGACUUUAAUGCAUAGUAUGAUCUACGUAGGAGAUAGUAAAGAUUCUUGGUAUUCGUACUUACUACAAAUAUCAAUUGUUGUGUUUUCACUUUACUUCCUCUCCAUCGAAACCUACCAAAUGAUACUUUCAGGGUUCUCAUACUUUAUGUCAUUCUGGAAUUACUUGGAUUAUAUCCCACCUGUAAUGCUUUUAAUCUUCCUCGUUUUCGCUUAACAAGGCAAAUUCGGAAAUAGAAAAGAUGAGGAGUGGAUUACCAUUGAAGCUUCAAUGUAAGCAACCAUGAGUUUAAUGCUCUGGCUUAAAAUGCUUUACUUCUUGAGAAUCUUCAAGACUACUGGCUAUCUAGUCAGAAUUAUCAUUGAGGUUAUUGUUGACAUGAGACACUUCUUGUUUAUCCUUCUCUUAACCUUCAUUGCCUUUGGUGAUGCUAUUUACAAUAUUAACACAUCCAACAACGUUGAAUUCAUUGGAGGCGGUUAUAUCGGUUCCAUUAUUUACAUCUACAGAAUGUCUCUUGGAGAUUUCUCAAUGGAUGAUAUCGGAAGUGUUGCCACCACAUACAUUUGGAUUCUCUUCAUGCUUUGCACUAUCUUCAACUUGAUUAUCAUGCUUAACCUCUUGAUUGCCAUUAUUUCAGAAUCUUUCACUAGAAUUAAUGAAGAGAGAGAGCAAGCUGGCUAUCAAGAGAAGGCUGCUUUCAUUUCUGAGAACCUCUACUUGGUUCCAUCUUCAGAGAGAAAUUCAUUCUGUCUUCCCAAGAGAUACCUCUUAUUCGCCGUAGAUGCUGAGGAGGAGUUAGCUGAAUACCAAGAGUCAGUCGAUGAAAAGCUUGCCAAACUCAAGAGAGACAUCUUCCAGAACAACAAAAAGAAUGUUAAGAAGAUUGUUGAAGAGAUGUUUGAGUAUCACACCUAAGUCAUGAAAACCCUUAGACCAGAUAUUCGCAGUGUUCAUGGUCUCUCAGGACAUCAAACUCCUGGCCAUGGCUAUAGCAGCAGCCACCAUUGA